GCCAGUCACAGCCCGUGGUUCUAGUCUGCGAGAGAGGCUUCCGUGGCCUUCUGGGGGAUGCUAGCGACGCGCCCUCCCCUCCCCUGAUUGGCCCGGCCACCGCGGCCCACCUUCCCCCACCUGCCGUUGCCACUGUGUCACUCCUACUGCCUGCGCCCGCGCCUACCGCCUCCCAACCCAGCCGCUACUUAAGCCGCUCUCCUCUGCCUGUUCCCCUUCCUCUUCCUUUCCCAUCACUUACACCACCCUCACCACUCACCACUCACCACCCCGAAGCACCACUUCCCUUCGGCGAUCUGUCCAUCAUCUCAGCAACUUACUGCUUCAUCUGCUUCAUCCUUCACUCCCGCCGCCAUGCAAAUCUUCGUGAAGACACUUACUGGCAAGACCAUCACGCUUGAGGUCGAGUCCAGCGACACGAUCGACAAUGUCAAAUCCAAGAUCCAGGACAAGGAGGGCAUCCCCCCGGACCAGCAGCGCCUGAUCUUCGCCGGCAAGCAACUCGAAGACGGCCGCACCCUGUCCGACUACAACAUCCAGAAGGAGUCGACCCUGCACCUGGUCCUCCGUCUCCGUGGCGGCAUGCAAAUCUUCGUAAAGACACUUACUGGCAAGACGAUCACGCUGGAGGUUGAAUCGAGCGACACGAUCGACAACGUCAAGAGCAAGAUCCAGGACAAGGAAGGGAUCCCGCCCGACCAGCAGCGCCUGAUCUUUGCGGGCAAGCAGCUGGAGGACGGCCGCACGCUCUCGGACUACAACAUCCAGAAGGAAUCGACGCUCCAUCUCGUGCUCCGGCUCCGCGGCGGUAUGCAAAUCUUCGUAAAGACACUUACUGGCAAGACGAUUACGCUGGAGGUGGAGAGCUCAGACACGAUCGACAACGUCAAGUCGAAGAUCCAGGACAAGGAGGGCAUUCCUCCGGACCAGCAGCGGCUGAUUUUCGCGGGCAAGCAGUUGGAGGACGGGCGGACUCUCAGCGACUACAACAUCCAGAAGGAGAGCACGUUGCACUUGGUGCUGAGACUGCGUGGCGGCCAGUAG
Molecule: messenger RNA, 1044 nt
Organism: Cladophialophora immunda
Lineage: Eukaryota; Fungi; Ascomycota; Eurotiomycetes; Chaetothyriales; Herpotrichiellaceae
Product: polyubiquitin
Exons: 1
Coding region: 355-1044 (229 amino acids)
Biological process (GO): modification-dependent protein catabolic process; protein ubiquitination
Cellular component (GO): cytoplasm; nucleus
Molecular function (GO): ubiquitin protein ligase binding; protein tag activity
Source: RefSeq, a predicted model, not a curated record